GUCUCCUUCCUCUUUUUGGUCUUCGCCGACCUCACCGAAUGUCUCAAGCCGCCAUGCCUCUGCGCAACGGCAUUCUUUACAGCAAUUUUCAUCGCCGCAUCUUUCUUCACAUGUGCCUCAUUUCGCGCGUAGGCAAUCUCAGACGCAGACGCAUAGUUAUUCCUUUAUACAAGCGCAGAUGCAUUCGCAAGGUCCCAGAUUUGGGAUGCAGCACUUGGCGAACGCUCAAUUCUCGUUGGACCUUGCGAGCCCAACGGAUUCGCCGGUUUCUUCUGGUAGCUCGCAGGGUGGUUCUGUUUCCGGGUCGGCUGGAUCGCCAGGCUCGUUGUCUCCUGUAUCCUCGACGUCGCCGCGUACCGCAGACUUCAGCUCUCCACGCGCACCAUCACCGGAGCGACGAUCACACAAGCAGGAUCAUACGUCUGAGCAGCAACAGCGUCCUCGACAAGGUUCGAACGGUGCUCAACGGGCGCAAGAGAGGAAGCAACAGCAACAGCAUCCGGCGACCAGCCAAGGACCAGGUCAGGGUCGGUAUCGUCAUCAGCCUGUUACGUCUAGGUCGCAUAGAAUCACUGUGCCUAUACAAGCUGAAGAUCAGCCGGGAAGGGAAUCGGAAGAAGGAAGAGAUAGUAAUGUGACCAGCCAACCUUCCUCUAGUCCGCGAUCAAUGCGCGCGUCGAUGGAUAAGCCGCUACCUCCCCUUAGGUUAUCAGAUAUCCAGUCAUCAGAAAUACCAGAGAUGGUCCAAGAGAUGGGCAUGGAACAAGAUGCCAGCUCGCAUUGCGCGACUAUCUCUCAUCACGAGCAUGAGUCGUCCAGAAUCGGUCCUGGGUACGAUAAUAACAGGGUGGGGUCCUCCUCUGUUGCGAACUCACCAACAUCGAAUCGUGUGGAGUAUCCUGGGGAAAACCAGACUGGACAGGCUAUCUCAACGGCUUCGCCAGGAUGGGAGGAACGCUUCUCUCGUGCUGUAUCGCAGUUACAACUAUAACUUUGCGCUACUCUGCAUGCACUCAUGGGUCCACGCAGUUCGUUCGUGCGCUCAUUGUCGAGACCUCUCUUAGCACGUCGUGACUCAAGUUACUUUACCUCUAGCCCGUCGUAUGAAGACGGCUCAUACAUGGAUACGGAGAUCGUCCCAUCCAUCACUUAUCUACCAUUGACUUUGGCCUAAGUUAGCCACUCUUAACUGAUCAGAGUCCAGAAUUCACAUUCACUUCUUUCUUUGUUGCUCUGCACAUUCAAUGAUUCACCGUCAAUCGUCAAUGUUAUUGCAUUAGCCUUUUUCUUUUCAUCCUCUGCCAUAAGCUUUCAAUAGUUUCAACCAACGCUGUGUCAUGCAAUUUGAUUUCGUAUGCUUUUAAAUGAAAUGCAGCAGCAGCAUGUCAUGUAUCGUAUUGUUCUUAAUA
Molecule: messenger RNA, 1409 nt
Organism: Fomitiporia mediterranea MF3/22
Lineage: Eukaryota; Fungi; Basidiomycota; Agaricomycetes; Hymenochaetales; Hymenochaetaceae
Exons: 1
Coding region: 179-991 (270 amino acids)
Source: RefSeq, a predicted model, not a curated record